Gavialis gangeticus (Gharial) is the source of this 10038-nucleotide messenger RNA. Its product is annotated as receptor-type tyrosine-protein phosphatase V-like. Bases 2019 to 8846 code for a protein of 2275 amino acids. The record is from RefSeq and is a predicted model, not a curated record. Lineage: Eukaryota; Metazoa; Chordata; Crocodylia; Gavialidae. Gene Ontology annotation, molecular function: cadherin binding; protein tyrosine phosphatase activity. Gene Ontology annotation, biological process: protein dephosphorylation; angiogenesis. The transcript is spliced from 39 exons.
GUAGAUAGGUGGGGGUUUCCAACAUGCAGCUGGGUCCAGAGCUUUUCUUUUUUCCACAGCAGUCAGGGCUGCCUCAGUACUGGCGAGAGUGCCCAGAGCUCACAGAAUGAAUCCCUCCUGGGGCUUCCUGGGUGCUGCCAGAGUGGCCAUGCUGGCUUCUGGCCCAGACUCCUCUGGGUCUCGCCUGCCACGCACAUUGCACCAAUUUACUGAUGUACACAUGCCACUGACCCUGCUGCAGAUGCUGUCCUGAUGCUUUGAACCUAGUCUGGACCCAGUAGCAUCUCCCCCAUGAAUUUGUCAGCCAGUGGGUCCUUGCUACAUGCACCCAGACCCAGAGAGAUGGGCAGACAGGAGUUGCUUCUCACAGAGAGGCAAAUAUUUUAUUCCAUGUGCCUCAUACUUCUCACAUCAGAUGCACACAGAUGGCACCCUUCACACAACAGACAGACAUAACCUAUACCACCCAGAAACAAUAUAGAGCAUGCUACACACACCUCAGCAUGCCCCAACACAUCACCGAUGCGUGCCUCACACUUCUAACAGGCAUUGUACGUCUUAUGCCACCGAACAUACACCCGACACAGGCAGACACGGCAUGCUGCAAACACUACACAGAUACAGGACACGUGGUGCUUACAGGCCUAUGUCUCAUGCUCUCCAGAUGCAUAUAAUACACACCAUGCCUCAUACUGGCACACGUCUGAUCAGCACAUGACACCCCUUGUACACACACACCACGUACUCUCACUUCACACACCAACACAGAUGCACACAUUUCAGAAACAACCUCAUGCACAACACAAAGACACGUGUACCUCAAACACUUCAGCGACAUAUGGAAAGAGGUGUGCGCACAAGUACCCCCAGGUAUUCCUGUACACCAGAGGUGGCCAACCUGCUGCACAUGUGCCACAGGUAGCACAGGCAGGUACCACAUGUGGCAGGCAGUAAAUCAGGCAGGAAGCACGGAACAGAGUAGCAAAUAGGGCAGGGAGCAGAAAGCAGAGCAGCAGUUCAGGCAAGGGAAGAGGAUUGGAGUGGUACUUGGGGAGGUCCCAGCUGUUGUACACAAACACGGCUGGCCUGAGGCUUCGACGCACCUCCUGCUGGGGGCUGGUUCAGACACUCCCAGCCCCAGUUCCCAUCCAGCUGAGAGCCAUGGGCCAUCCCCUCCCAUCACUGCACCAGUUCCAGCAACUCGGCAGAGCUCAUUCUUGUGGCCAGAAAGGGCUUCAGCAUCCUAGAGACCUACCCACAGGAACGCACAGCCACCAGCACACACGCACUCUCACAGACAAGGCACGUCCUCAGGGGCACACCCACAGCAGAGGCAAGCACGCCCCUAGGAGAAACUCUGGCAGGCAAAGCUCUCACAUACUGCAAAGCAGACCCACGUAGACAAGGCACACAUGUAGUGACUGCGAGCGCAAACACACAUACACACGCACGGAAACAAUGGCAAGCAAGGCGAACAGACGCUGAGAAUUUGACCCAAGGCAAACACACAUACAUACACACGCAGAAGCAGCUACAGGAACGCACACAAACUGGGACAUUAGAGGCAGAUCCACGCAGGCAAAAAAAACAGAUGCACAUACUCCGAGGAACAAUCACAGAUUUACAAACAGGACACCAAGAAAUGCACACACGGGAACACACUUACUGAAGAACUCAUUCUUUCUCUCUCUUCCUCUACUUCUCCCCCUGUCUUUCUCUCCCUCUCCCCCCCCACCCUCACAAACACACACACACAUACACUAAAGCACUUCCAAACUCUCCUACUCCAGGCAGGCACGCGCUAUCCCUGCCUAAGGGCUACUGGCUCUUGAUUUAUCUGCUGCAGGAAGGCAUCCAGAAUGUAGCCCCACCAAUUCCAGUCCACCCCAUGCGAGCUUGGAGGGCAUGGGAUAGGUAACCCUGACCUGCCACAGGGAACAGAGCUGGCCAGGGAGAAUUGCAUCUAGGAGGACCCCAAACUCGCUGCUCCUCUUCUCUGCAGAACCUCCAGGCUCCCGAUGGAGCUGCUGCUGCUGCUGCCCAUCUUGUGGCCAUCCUGGCUCCCAGUUACCCAGGCAAAGGUUGACAGAUGCAAUGAGACAACCUCAGAGGGGCCUGCGGAGGAUGAAGCAAUGCCUAGCAAGAGUGGGACCCUCCUAAAUGUGAGUGUCAGUGACCAGGGCCACUCGGACUCUCUCUUCCUGUCCUGGGAUGAACCAGAGGGGGAUGCUCUGGGCUACUCCCUGGCCCUCUACGCGCUGGAGCCGGACUCGCUGCUGCAGAAUGGAUCAGCUGGACCCAACGCCACCAGCUUCCAGUUCAAAGGGCUCGUUCCGGGGACGCACUAUCGUGCUGAGGUCACCGCUGCUCUAACUUGUGCAGCAGUCAUCAGAGAGGUGGUGACUGGACAGACAAGCCCAUCACCUGUACACAACGUGAGCCUGAGCAACCGUGGGAGCACCUCAGCCCUGCAUGCCUCCUGGGUGGAUGCCUCUGGCAAAAAGGAUGGCUACCGGCUCGUCCUCUAUCACCUUGAUUCCCAGGUUGCUGUGCGCAAUGAGUCUGUCCUCGCAGAUGUCUCCGCAUUCCUGUUUGAGGGGCUGCUGGCUGGCAGUGAGUAUGCCCUGAAGAUCACCACGCUAGCUGGGGCUAGCCAGGCCAGUACCAGCAUCCACCAGUGGACAGCACCCUCUGCCCCAGAAGAACUGAGGCUCCAGAACCUGGGCUCCAGCACCAGCCUCUUUGCCUCCUGGACCAAUGCUGGGGGAGCUGCCUGGCUGCACCUCGAGCUUCACAGCCUCCCCUCCCCAACAGUGAGCAAGGCCAUAUCCACCAAGAGAGGCCUCACCAACUACACCUUCCAGCACCUGGACCCUGGCACCCAGUAUCACCUGGCGGUGAGUGCCACGGCUGGAACCUACAUGGCAUCAGGGCCCGAUGCCACAGCCUGGACAUGCCCACUAAGCCCAACCAAUGUGUCCUUGAGCAGUGAUGGGGACAAUGGCUCCUUACAGGCUCAGUGGAGCUCCCCAGCUGGAAACAGAGACUUGUAUGUGGUGACCUUGCAGCAGGAAGAGAGUAAAACCCCCACCAGGAAUGUGUCUGUGGGAGGAGACAGCACUCGCAUCACAUUUCACAGUCUGAGCCCUGGGAAGCAGUACACCGUGCAGGUGACAGCAAUGGCUGGCCCUUACAGAGCAUCCUCCCAGAGUGCAGCCACCUGGACACAACCUGUAGCACCACCUGGUGCAAGGCUCUCCAGCCAGGGAAGCCCCUCUACCCUGCACGCUUGUUGGGAGGAGGCUACUGGAUCAGGGUAUAAGGUGGAGUUAUACACCAUGGAGCCCCAUGCACUGGUGUUGAGCAGUUCUGUACAGAGGAGCAUCACCAACCUUACCUAUGAGGGACUGAGCCCAGGGACCCAGUACACCCUUGUGAUCAGGACGAUAGCUGGGCUGCAUGCCUCUCCACCCCUGCAGAUUGCCAACUGGACAUAUCCAUUGCCACCAGAAGAGCUGAGCCUCAACAACCGUGGACACAGCACCUCAUUGUACGCCUCCUGGAAAGGAGCUCCUGCUGUCAGCAUCAUUCACUACAGAGGUGUCCUUUUUGAGACCAAGUCUCAGGUACAGAUCAGGAAUGUGUCCCUGGAGAAAAGCUGGACUAAUAUCACCUUUGAGGGGCUGAGCCCUGGACGUCAGUACACCCUGGAGAUGGCUGCUGUGGCUGGACCUUACACAUCCCCAGUGUGCACAGCCAUGGACUGGACGUACCCUUUGGCUCCAUCUGGCGUGACUCUGACCAGUAAAAAACAUUCCUUCGGUCUCUCUGCCUUUUGGGACAAGGCUUCUGGUGACAGGGACGAGUUCCUACUCCAGCUGUACAGCAGGGAGCACCCAGUGCAAAGGAACAUCUCAGUUGGGCCAGACACCCAGAACUUCACUUUCCUAGGGCUUCUUCCUGGAACUCAGUAUUUCCUAGAGGUGACAGCACUGGCAGGGCCUUACAGCACCUCAUCACAGCCUGCAACUGAAUGGACAUACCCUUUGUCACUGGCUAACGUGAGUGUACGCCAAGGCCAGAGCCCCCAGGAGCUGCAUGUGAGCUGGAUGGAGUCAGGUGGGGGCAGAGACCACUGGGUGCAGCUCUAUGCCGAUGAAUCGCUGUCCAUCAUCAGGAAUGUGUCUGUGCCACAUGGUGUCACCCAUGUGGAUCUGGAUGGUCUUGUGCCUGGGGCGCGGUAUCGUGUGGACAUCAUCUCUCAGGCUGGACCCCACCGCACCUCUUCCCAGACAGCCAUCGGCCACACAGCCCCACUGAUGCCGCUCCACCCACUGGUAACCAGUGGCGGUAGCACCUCGGCUCUGGCUGUGCACUGGGAAGCUCCUGCUGGGCAGAGAGAUGGAUACCUGGUGAACGUGUCUGAGGAGGGCUCCUCGGCCGCAGGGAAACAUGUGGCUGCAGGGAAGAACAGCACCAGUGUCACUGUGAUGGGGCUAGCACCAGGAUCUUGCUACCAUGUUGAACUCUGGGCAGUGGCCGGAGCCUACAGCUCUGACCUCCAGAAAGUCACUGGCUGCACAGCUCCUGCUGCUCCGAUGAACGUGAGCCUCACCAAUGCAGGCAGCUCUUCAGUGCUGCAUGCUGCCUGGGCUGAGCCUCCUGGGGGCCGGGACUACUACAGGGUUAUUCUAUACAGCCUGGCAUCCCAGACCACAGAGCAAACUCAGUCCUUGGGGCCUGGUGCCCAGAACAUCACCUGGACACACUUGGCUGCGGGAAGCAAGUUCACUGUGCAGGUCACUGCUGUCAAAGGCCCAUAUGAAUCCUCCUCUCCUAACAUCACCCAAUGGACCUACCCCCUGGCCCCUGCUAACCUCACCCUGGCCAGCCCCUCUGCUUUCACCCUGCAGGCCUCCUGGACAGGGGCAGAGCAGGGAGGUGAGGGCUACACCGUGGAGCUGUAUGAGACCUCCUCUGGCAGCCUUGCCAGCCGGGUCUCACUUGGCUGGGGUGCAAGGAACCACACCUUCUGGAGCCUGAGCCCAGGCACCUGUUACAGCAUGAGAGUGAGUGCUGCAGCGGGGCCCUAUCAUGCCAUUGCCCCCAUCCUCACCCACUGGACACGUCCUCUGGCCCCACUAGCUGUGCACCUGGUGAAUGAGGGGCACCCUGACAUGCUGAGCGCAUCAUGGGGAGCAGCGGCAGGGAGCCAAGACAGCUACACACUAAUCCUGUGCCACGUGGGAUCAGGCACCGUGGUUGCAAGGACCUCUCUUGGGAAAGAUGCCCACAACUUCACCUUUGAGGAUCUGGCCCCGGGACAUGAGUACUUGCUGGAGGUUGUCUCCACAGCUGGACCCUAUUGGGCAUCAGCUGCCAACGUCAGCAAUUGGACCUGUCCUCUGGCCCCACCGUCCCUGCGCCUAGUGAAUGAGGGGCAGCCCGACAGGCUGAGUGCAUCCUGGGAAGCUGCGGCAGGGAGCCGAGACAGCUACAUGCUAACCCUGUACCAUGCGGGAUCAGGCACCGUGGUGGCAAAUGUCUCCCUUGGAAAAGAUGCCCACAACUUCACCUUUGUGGGCCUGGCCCCAGGACACAGGUACAUCCUGGAAGCAGUCUCCAAGGCUGGGCCCUGCUUGACGCCCGCGAGGAACAUCAGUGACUGGACAUACCCACUGCCACCCCUUAAUGUGUACAUGACAAACCAGGGGCACCCUGACAGGCUGACGGCAUCGUGGGGUGCAGCUGCUGGAGAACGAGAUGGCUACCUGCUCACCCUGUACCAUGCGGGCUCAGGUUUUGUGGCAGCCAAUGCUUCUGUUGGGAGAGAUGCCAGCAAGUUCACCUUCUCACGCCUGGCUCCGGGGCACAAGUAUUUGCUAGAGGUGGUCUCUAUGGCUGGGCCAUACGUGGCAUCAGCAGGCAACAUCAGUGACUGGACAACCCCCUUAGUUCCAGCGGAUCUCUCUGCGGUGAUUGGGGAGAAUCGCACACUGCUGUCGGUGUCAUGGGGACCCUCCUCCAGCCAGCAGGACUACUGCCAGCUCUGGCUGCGUGAACCUGGGAACGGCACACUCCCACGACGGCACACCCUGGCCCGGGGGCAGGUCCAGCAUGUGUUCUGGGGGCUGGUCCCAGGCAGAAAUUACUCGGUUUCCUUGAGCUGCGUGGCCGGGCCAUAUUGGAACAGCACAGGAAUCUUGGCAGUGCCAGUAGAACCCAACCCGGUGAAGGACAUGCAGUGUCUGCCUGACUCCAAGGCCUUCUACCUGAACUGGACCGUGCCCAGUGGAGACGUCGAGGCUUAUGAGCUCAUGGUAGAGAGACCGUCCGGUGGAGCUCUCCAGCCUGAGAUCCACAUGAGCAUUCCUGGGAGUGAGGCCAGUCUGGAGGGCUUGGUGCCAAACUCUUCAUACCGAAUCAGCCUGAGAGUGCUGGGCAGGAAUGGGAUGCGGAGCUGGGCUGUGACUCUUCUCUGCAACACUUCAGUGGAAGUCCUACCCCCACCGGUUCGAGCAGAUAUCCUCCAGUUCGAGGCUGGCUCCAGAGUUGUCAUCUCUUCUGACAUGUUCAGCGAGGAGAAUGGCCGGAUCCAGUAUUACGGUGUCAUCGCCACCACCAAUGAGUCAUUGCUGAGGCCCACCCAGGAGAUUGUGACCACCACCUGGUAUGACCAUUACUAUGGGCAGGAGGACUCAUACCUCGCUGUGCUUAUCCCCAAUCCUUUCCACCCAAGCCAUAGGAGCACUCCCAAAACAUGGGCCGUGCCAGUGGGAACGGAGGAGUGUGGCCAUUCCCGAAAGACCUGCAAUGGGAAGCUGAAGGCAAAUGUCCAGUACAGAUUCAGCAUUGCUGCUUUCACCAAAUAUGACCAGUUAGACCCUGCCGUGUCAUUCACAUCAUUUUCGGCUGCUGGUGCAGAUCCACCUCCUUUUCCAAUCCCAAUCGUGGCUGGAGUCAUCGUAGGUUUUCUCCUGACACUCAUAGCAAUCUUUGGAUUGAUCUACUGGAAGCGAGCACGAGCCAAAAGAAACAAGAAGAGUAACUUACCCCAAGAAAUGACAACUUACAGCUUGAGAAACGUGCAUCGGCCAGUUCCCAUACAGAGCUUCAAACAGUAUUACGAGAUGAAGACAGCAAAUGCCAACAAUGCUUUCUUCCAGGAGUUUGAGGAGCUGAAGGAGGUUGGGAAGGAGCAGCCUAAGGUGGAGGCAGAACUUCCUGCCAAUGCCUCCAAGAACAGACACCCACAUGUGCUGCCAUAUGACCACUCAAGAGUCAGGCUGAGCCAGCUGGAUGGGGAACCCCACUCUGACUACAUCAAUGCCAACUUUGUCCCUGGCUACACCUCCCAAAAGGAGUUUAUUGCCACCCAGGGACCUCUGAAGAAAACCAUCGAGGACUUCUGGAGGAUGGUCUGGGAGCAGAAUGUCUGUAAUAUUGUCAUGCUGACAGUGGGCAUGGAGAAUGGGCGGGUGCUGUGUGAUCACUACUGGCCCUCGGAAUCUGCUCCCGUCUCCUACAGGCAGAUCCGCGUCCACCUGCUGACCCAGAGCAGCUCUGAUGAGUGGACCACGCGUGAGUUCAAACUCUGGCAUGAGGGCCUAAAGGUGGAGAGAUGUGUGACCCAUCUACACUACACAGCUUGGCCUGACCAUGGCAUUCCUGAGUCCACAACUUCCAUUAUUGCCUUCAGGGAGCUGGUGCGAGAACACAUCCAGACUGCAAAGGAUUCUGGCCCAACACUGGUACACUGCAGUGCAGGAGUGGGCCGUUCUGGCACCUUCAUCGCCUUGGACCGGUUGCUGCAGCAGAUGAAGCAGGAGAAGGUGGUGGAUGUAUUUGGCACCAUUUAUUCCAUGCGGAUGAGCCGCUAUGCGAUGAUUCAGACUCUGGUCCAGUACAUCUUCCUGCAUAGCUGCAUCCUGGACAAGAUCUCAGAGGAACCACCAGUGGGCCUGUCUGGGACAGAGAUCUCCUGCCCCAUUCCUGUCAAAAGCUUCAUGCAGCAUUACACCCAGAAGUCAGCCAAAUCCAAAGCAGGCUUCCUGCGGGAGUAUGAGAUCCUUCUGGAGGUGGCAAAGGAUGAAGCCAGCUCUGCUGCACCCUUUGUAGGCAGCCAGCAGACCCAUCCCUGUUCCGGUAUUCUGGCAUAUGAUCGUGCCAGGAUUAAGUUUUCACCGCUGGAACAAGGCCCCUUCUCGGAUGUCUUCCAGGCAUGGCUCAUCCCGGGCUGCAAUUCAGCGAGAGACUAUCUAGCCAUCCAAGGGCCAGACAAAGUGACCAUGGAGGACUUCUGGAGCCUGGUGUGGGAACAUGGGGUCCACACCAUAGUAACCUUGCUGUCAUGUCCAGAGAAGGACCAGGUCCCAAGCGAGGUAUGCUGGCCCCUGGACGGUGACCCAGUCUGCACUGAGAUGCUGACCAUCCAGCGCGGCACGGAGAAGCACAUCUCGGGAUGGAGGUGCAUCCAGCUCAAGCUGAAACACGAAAAGAAAGUGAAGGAGAGGCAGGUGCAGCGAUUCCUGUACCCACUAUGGGGGCGCAAGCAGCAGCCGGACGCCCGUGCCCUGGUGGAGUUCCUUGCUGCCGUCAGACGCCACACGCCCCACAGGAAGAGAGCUGGUCCUCUGCUCCUGCACUGCAGCAGUGGCGUGGGCCAGAUGGGGACGCUGAUCGCCCUGGACAGCCUGUUGCAUCAGCUGAAAGUGGAGCGGAGCGUGGAUGUCUAUGGGGUCACCCUCCGGCUGAUGAGGAGCUGCUGCCUCAUGACACCAACACUGGACCAGUAUAUGUUCCUGUACAUGUGCAUCCGGGACAUCCUUGCGCAAAGACUGCCCUAAAAAGAGCACAGCGGUUUCUGCCACAACCCUGUGCCUUUACUCCUGAUUUUGCUUCUGAAAAGGUGCUGGGCUGUGCGGGGAACAGAGCAUUGCAGGACUGUUUGCACAAACGAGGCAAGGCUUCCAUUUGCAGAGAAGAGGAUCUGCAUGGGCCAGAGACCACAGUCCCCUCCCCAUCCCUGGAAGUGUGUUUGGAUCCUGAGGUAGGGCUUAGCACACAUCAUCUCACAUUCUCCAUCUCUUCCAAGGAGCAUGUACUAGAAGAGCCUAAUUCCCAUAUGCACUCUGCACCAGUCUCCCCUGGGGCCACCAUUCUCCUGCCAUAAGCAAUGCUGCCAGCCCUCAUGGUGCAAGCACUGAGUGGGUGUUGAGGGGCCAUCUGGGAUUCAACACCUCCUUGCUGCCUUGACGUCUCCUGGGAUUCCUGGCACUCUGGAAAUGUCAUUAAUGCAGUUACUGUGAUAGGUCGUCCAGGAUGCCAGGGCCAGACUUACUGCUGUUCUUCCUCUGCCAAGCUUUGUCAUCCAGCACUGUCCUGCAGCCAGCAAGUCCUGCUGAGCAGGCUGAUCUCUGAAGAUGCUUGUGUCCAGGAGAAGGGCUGGGGCCUGCAGGCUCUACCCACUUCUCAGAAUACUGAGGGGACAUCCUGCGCAUGCAGUGACUCAGCUCGGGCACAGUGGAAACGGGCCUCUCACAACCAAUGAAUUGCUGAGCACUGGCUAUGGAUAAUAAAGAAAACUGCCUUAGAGAACCUUGAAAGGAGGGGUGUUGACUUGCAAGGUCCUGGACCUUCCAACAAGCCAGGCUGGGGCGCAUGUUCCCCAGUGGUGGGCACCAGCCAGGACCAUGGUGUUCACAGGGCUUCUGAGCGCUGCCUGCAUACACCAGUUGCUGUCAGAGCACGAUACUUGUGUCUGUGCAGAUGCUCCCUGAGCUGAGAACCAAGUUCUGGAAGAGGAGACCUCCCCAGCCAGCCCUGAGCCCAAAGACAACAGGGACAGGAGGUGCUAUCAGCACAGCCUGCAGGGAGCUCUCAUCUACCUCCCGCUGCUGGGAGGAGGAGCAGGACUCUUGUUCUUCCUGGCAGCAUCACGUCUCAUGCUAGAGUCCUCUCUAUCCCCCUAUCCUUAGAGCCUGUUUCGUGAUCUCUGUUAAGGUUAAUGUGGAAGAAAUAUUGCACCGGCUAAAAUUA